This is a messenger RNA of Sinocyclocheilus anshuiensis, 2025 nucleotides long. RefSeq lists its product as uncharacterized. The coding region runs from base 691 to 1377 and encodes 228 amino acids. The record is from RefSeq and is a predicted model, not a curated record. Lineage: Eukaryota; Metazoa; Chordata; Actinopteri; Cypriniformes; Cyprinidae. The transcript has 5 exons.
UCAUUCAGCUGAUAAACUGUGGGAUUGAGGGAGCAACAGACAUGGAGGCUUGAGUGGGAAGGAGGGAAAUUAAAAACAGACUGCCAGAGUGCAUGACUAAGACUAAACCCGGGAAAGGUUGUGCACUGAGUACUGAUAAAGAGAGGAGAAGAGGGGGAGUGCUUGCUGUCUAAUGAGGUAAAGGGGUGGGGAGCUUUAAAGAGAGCAGGGAGAGAGAAUGAACCACCAGGACUUUCACUUUCAGUGAGCAGCAAACUGCCUCCACACUGUUUGCUCCUUCAGAAGUAGCCUACAACAGAUCAAGUGUCUUGCUCACUUGCAUGCCAGCUGGAAAUUAAAGCUUCAAAACAAACUGGCUGAAAAGGAAGAAGGAAAGUUAGAGCAAAAGAAAACAGGAAACUAAAAUCUCACAGGAAAUAUAGGAAUAUCUUGUUGUCCAUCAGAAUCUUUUCCAUCAGAAGACUGGGAAUUUCCAAGUGUCUGACUGGGAUUGAGCCAGACGGUCAGAAUGGAGAGCGGCUGUGGGAUCCAAGAGAAAGUGCAACAGUGAGAGAAAGCGAAGACCUUGGAGGCAGCUGGGAAACCCACUGAGACGAGAUUCUUCCAUAACCUUUCUGCAGCAAUCUGUUGUGCAAAACGACUUGGUUAAGAAGAACAUGGGGAAUAUGGCCCACAUUGGCCAGUAGAAGCAUGUCACCAACAGUGCUGUUACUUCUAUCAAUAUUGACUGUACAAGGAAGUGGGUGCGAUGAUUUUAUGAAGACGACGAUCAGAAAUCUUCAAGACUCUAUACACAUUGAAGAAACGUCCGGAUUCCCACAAGUGUUUCCAAAGAACUACGUCGUGUCUCACUAUUUCAACGACAGCGCGCUGUGCAAUGAGCCGUGUUGUGUGUUCAGUGCUGCUGCGUUCCUGUCUAAUUCCUGGAUUCAGCUUCUCCAGCAUCUCAGUAGAGUUCACCUCAAAUACAGGUUCAUCAGUGAGCUGAUUCUCACACUGGACAACAUCGCAAAAGAGAAAAUUCCAGAUCGUCCAGAUAUCUCUGCUUUUCCAUCUGUUCAGUCAUCGCCAGAAGGUCUUCUCUCCUUCACCUCAUCCCUCUUCACACGAUGGCUCAAUCUGGAUUGUGCUUUUAAAGAGCAUCACUGCAUCUUCCCCACACCAAGUGAAGAGGAUCAAGAAAAUUCGCCAUCAGAGGAGGAAGAGAAUGUGGAGAACCAUGAACCUGUGGAUGAGCAGCAGCCUGUGAUAGAAGGAGAGACAGGUAAAAGGCAGUUCGACCAGGGUCCGACUAACAGCUAUAGUGAGUCACGUUUCCCAGGUUUCUCUCACUGGACUUUUUCUUUUCUAUGGAUAACAUCAAGUCUGAUCUGGUAAAAGGCGAGAAAUCUGUUUUAAAUAUGCCACAAAACUUGGCCAAAAGGAGGCUUCACUUUGAAAGGACAGCUACUGUAAUUCACUGUUGUUUUAUACUGAUUAGCAUUUGUAUAAGAUUUCAGAGAAGUUGCUCUCUUGAUAUGGCUCAUGAUUUCUAGAUGCAUGUUGGAGAAAAUGGAUGUUUUGGAAACAGACACAUGGCCAAUAAGACGUUCUAUUUCAUGUACGUGUAUGAUGUUUUUUCUGCAUCAUGUCUUUGCACUGAUUGUUUCUAUCACUUAUCCAGUUUUCUGUCUUAUUCAGUGAAUUAUGUGUCAUUCAUGAUAAUUCAGGUUAAACCUGUCGACUGAAUGUUUUAACAUUGAUUGUAGUGAAAAGGUAAAGAAUACAUGAAGCCAAAAGUCUCCGCUUAUCGCUCGGUGUUCAAGAGGAAAAAACUACACUCAUGUACUACAGUAAAUCCAAGCCAUAUUAAAUAAUACUGUAGCAUAGGAACCAGCUUAAGCAAGCUACUUUCUGAAAAGGCAUUUGCAAAAGGGUUACAUAAGUCAUGUUUACAAGUAUUGUUGUCUUGCCUUAGAGAAGGUUACUACAAGCAAUGUUUUACUCAAAUGAAUUUAACAAUCUGUCUGUUUUUGGUAUACAUGU